This is a messenger RNA of Amblyraja radiata (thorny skate), 1434 nucleotides long. Its product is annotated as PDZ domain-containing protein GIPC3. Gene Ontology annotation, molecular function: protein binding. Lineage: Eukaryota; Metazoa; Chordata; Chondrichthyes; Rajiformes; Rajidae. The transcript is spliced from 6 exons. The record is from RefSeq and is a predicted model, not a curated record. Bases 1 to 996 code for a protein of 331 amino acids.
AUGCUGCGUGGCUCCAGGAGGAAAUGUAAAAAGUCGACAAAGUCGGAGGAGACCAGGUUGAUGGAGAAUGGAGCGGCCGACGAGAGUCAGACGCGGGCCAUGGUGCAAGCUAAAGGCUUGCCGGCGGCGACCGAGGCCCCUGCCCCUCCCCGCAUUCGGCCCAGGCUGAUAUUCCACACACAGCUGGCUCACGGCAGCCCCACCGGCAGGAUCGAGGGCUUCACCAACGUUAAGGAACUGUACACCAAAAUCGCAGAGGUCUUCGAAAUCUCACCGACAGAGAUUCUGUUCUGUACAUUAAACACUCACAAGGUAGACAUGCAGAAGUUAUUGGGAGGCCAGAUUGGACUGGAGGAUUUCAUCUUCGCCCAUGUAAAAGGACAAAUGAAAGAAGUGGAGGUGACAAAGUCGGAAGAUGCUCUUGGUCUGACCAUCACAGACAAUGGGACGGGCUAUGCCUUCAUUAAGAGGAUUAAAGAAGGUAGCACGAUCGACAGAAUCAAGACUGUUUGCGUCGGAGACCACAUAGAAGGAAUAAACAAUCAAACUAUCGUGGGCUGUCGACAUUACGAAGUUGCCAAGAUGUUGAAAGAAUUGCCUAAAGGUCAACCGUUUUUGCUUGCGUUAGUGGAACCAAGGAAAGCAUUUGAUAUGAUCGCUCGAAGGACAAAGUGCGCUAAGUCCACGGGUGAAGCAAAAGUUGGAAGCGGACGGGAAACUUUGCGUUUAAGGUCAAAGGGCUCUGCCACUGUGGAAGAGGCUCCAACAGAGUUCGAAGAACGAGCGACCAGAAAAGUGGACGAUCUGUUGGAAAUUUACAUGGGCAUCAGAGACGUAGAGUUAGCUGCAACUAUGGUGGAAACCGGAAAAGAUAAGAAGAAUCCAGAUGAGUUCGCAGAGGCUUUGGACUCCGUCCUCGGUGAUUUUGCGUUUCCGGAUGAAUUUGUUUUUGAUGUUUGGGGGGCAAUAGGAGAUGCCAAAAAUGGUCGAAUCUAACACGAGUAGGUAUAAUGUGCAGAAUUCCUCCAACUAUGGGUAUGGUCUGACUCCUUGACUUUUCCCUGCCUUCAGAAGUAAGCACUUUUAAUCAACGUUGGAUAAUCUGAACUUUGAUUACCGCAUGUAAUUAGAAAUAAAAAAGACAUAAUUUCAGUUUAUAGACAAAAAAAGCAGGAGUAACUCAGCGAGUCAGGCAGCAUCUCUGGAGAAAAGGAACGGGUGACAUUUUGGGUCGAGACCCUUGUUCCCGAAACGUCACCUAUUCCUAUGAGCCUCACUUUGAAGGAUGAAUGCAGAUUGUAUUCUUUUGAUUACAGCCAGCCUUACAAUGAGUGUCAUCGUGGCAUGAUACAACAUCGAAUCGAGAUUCUUUAUUGUUUUGCAAGUCUCCAGCACAGAUCAGGAAAGUCCUGUCAUGCAGUUGACCAUGGGGAA